This is a messenger RNA of Phascolarctos cinereus (koala), 6109 nucleotides long. It is a transcript of the gene EPB41, whose product is annotated as erythrocyte membrane protein band 4.1. The record is from RefSeq and is a predicted model, not a curated record. NCBI's taxonomy places the organism in Eukaryota, Metazoa, Chordata, Mammalia, Diprotodontia, Phascolarctidae. Gene Ontology annotation, biological process: cortical actin cytoskeleton organization; actomyosin structure organization. Gene Ontology annotation, cellular component: cytoskeleton; plasma membrane. Gene Ontology annotation, molecular function: actin binding; structural molecule activity.
GGACUGUCGCCAGGGGGAGGCGCGCGCCAGGCCGCCCGUUCCUUCCUUCCUCCCUUCCUUCGCUCGCUGCUUGUGGCGGUCGGUUGGUCAGUCAGUCAGUCAGGCGGGCAGCCCGCGAGGCGGCGGCGCCUCCUGCCAUUGUUCCUCGGGCGGCGGCGGGAGCGGGAGCGGCGCGAGCAUCCCGAGCCCAGCACGGUACAUCAUGACAACAGAGAAGGGCUUAGUGGCUGAGGCCGAGAAUCCACAACACCAACAGCAGAAAGAAGAAGGUGAAGGAACCACCAGAACAGGAACACAACAGGCUCAGCUGGAGGAAUCAUCGCAGAAGGCAGCCGAGGGGAUUAAUCAUUACGAACAGAAGCAGAAGGCUUCCAAUGGGGAUACCCCUUCACACGAGGACUUGAGUAAGAACAAAGAGCGGACAUCAGAAAGCCGAGGCCUGUCCCGUCUGUUCUCCUCUUUUCUCAAGAGGCCUAAGUCUCAAGUCUCCGAAGAUGAAGGCAAAGAAAUAGAAUUAGCUAAGGAUAAAAGAGAGGGAGGUCAGAGAGAAACAGAGUUUGGAGCUUGUCUUGAUGAAGAGAUCCUUUUAAAGGCCCCCAUAGCUGCCCCUGAACCUGAACUUAAAACAGACCCAUCUUUGGACCUUCAUUCUUUAAGCAGCGCAGAAACACAGCCUGCCCAGGAAGAACAUGGAGAAGAUCUAGAGUUUGAAACUAAGGAAGGAGAAGAACUUGAAGAAGGCUCCAACACAGAUGUGAAAAAAGAAAGCUUGGAACCAAAAACUGAGAAAGAGCUUGGGUCUUCCCAGAAAGCUGUCAGAAGACACAGAAACAUGCACUGCAAGGUGUCCUUGCUGGAUGACACAGUUUAUGAAUGUGUUGUGGAGAAACAUGCUAAGGGACAAGAUCUGAUAAAGAAAGUAUGUGAACAUCUCAAUCUAUUGGAAGAGGACUACUUUGGUCUAGCCAUAUGGGAUAAUGCAACUUCCAAGACUUGGCUGGAUUCUGCCAAAGAAAUAAAAAAGCAGGUUCAUGGAGCCCCUUGGAAUUUUACAUUCAAUGUGAAGUUUUAUCCACCUGACCCAGCGCAAUUAUCAGAAGAUAUAACAAGGUAUUACUUAUGCCUUCAGCUUCGGCAGGACAUUGUUACAGGACGACUGCCCUGCUCCUUUGCCACUUUAGCUCUGCUGAGUUCUUACACUGUCCAGUCUGAAUUGGGAGACUAUGACCCAGAACUUCAUGGUGCUGAUUACGUUAGUGAGUUUAAACUGGCCCCAAAUCAGACCAAAGAACUUGAAGAGAAGGUCAUGGAACUUCAUAAGUCAUAUAGGUCUAUGACUCCAGCCCAAGCUGACCUGGAAUUUCUUGAAAAUGCCAAAAAGCUGUCCAUGUAUGGAGUUGACCUUCAUAAAGCAAAGGACUUGGAGGGAGUGGACAUCACACUGGGAGUGUGUUCCAGUGGCCUUCUUGUUUACAAAGACAAGCUGAGAAUUAACCGCUUUCCUUGGCCCAAAGUGCUGAAGAUUUCCUAUAAGCGUAGCAGCUUUUUUAUCAAGAUUCGACCUGGAGAGCAUGAACAAUACGAAAGUACCAUUGGAUUCAAACUUCCCAGUUAUCGAGCAGCUAAGAAAUUGUGGAAAGUAUGUGUAGAGCAUCAUACAUUUUUCAGACUAACAUCCACCGAAACCAUCCCCAAGAGCAGGUUCCUUGCCCUAGGAUCCAAAUUUCGUUACAGUGGCCGGACUCAGGCCCAGACCAGACAAGCCAGCGCUCUUAUUGACAGGCCCGCGCCACACUUCGAGCGUACGGCAAGCAAACGGGCCUCUCGGAGCCUCGAUGGAGCUGGAGCAGUAGAGACACCAGACCGAAGCCCUCGGCCUACCUCAGCACCAGCCAUUGCUCAGAGCCAUGGUCCAGAAGGCAACUUUCCUGGUACCUCGAAUGGCAAGAAACCCACAGUCUCUAAAGUGCAGAAGGAAACUGUGAAGGUAGAGAUUAAAAAGGAAGAAGUGGCACCCGAAGAAGUGGAACCAGAGCCCACUGAAGUAUGGAAGGUGGAAAAAACCCACAUCGAGGUCACACCACCCACCAUAAAUGGUGACCAAAUCCAGCAACCUGCAGAAAAAACAGAAGAUCUGAUAAGAAUGAGGAAGAAAAAAACAAAGAGACUAGAUGGUGAAAACAUUUAUAUCAGACAUAGCAAUUUAAUGUUGGAGGAUUUAGACAAGACCCAGGAGGAGAUCAGGAAGCACCAUGCCAGCAUUAGUGAGCUCAAGAAGAGCUUCAUGGAGUCUGUCCCAGAGCCUCGGCCCAGCGAGUGGGACAAACGCCUGUCGGCUCACUCUCCCUUCCGGACGCUGAACCUCAAUGGGCAGAUUCCCUCAGGAGAAGGAACUAUGAAUGACAUUCCUAAAGAGGAAGUGGAUGCAGUGACAGAGAAACCAAACCUUGACUCUGAAUGGGAGGGCCUUGAGCAUUCAGUAGCUCAUAGUGGGACCCAAAUGACAACCCCCUUGGAGUCUCUACAAAGCCAUGACUUUGGGCCUGUCUCCAUAAACAUCAAGGAGGCAGAAGACAAGGCACAUGGGCCAGCUGGUCUCUUUGGUAACAAGGAGAUGCUAAGUUGUCCAAAUGGGGUAUGUACAGGUGUAGAAGAGCAAGCUGGUGCCUUAGAACUCUCGAAGUGCAUGCUCUCAGAAACACCUGCUUCCUGUCAGCUGUAUGCUGGUGAAAAAGAGGCAGAGGGUGGUGAAGACCAUGUUACACCAAAUGAGCAACCUGGGAAGCAAAAUGGACCAUAUCCUGACUUUCACGUGGGUUCAGGGUUCCCCACCCUCAUUCGAAGUUUCCAGCCUCCCCUGGUAAAGACUCAGACUGUCACCAUCUCAGAUGUUGCUAAUGCUGGGAAAAGUGAAAUCCCAACCAAAGAUGUCCCCAUUGUUCACACUGAGACAAAAACCAUCACUUAUGAGGCUGCCCAGACCGAGGAGGGCAAUGGUGACUUAGACCCUGGUGUCCUGCUGACAGCUCAGACCAUUACAUCAGAGACCACCAGCAGCACCACCACAACUCAGAUUACCAAGACCGUGAAAGGUGGGAUCUCAGAGACCCGAAUUGAAAAAAGAAUUGUGAUCACAGGAGAUGCUGACGUUGAUCAUGAUCAGGUCCUUGUGCAGGCAAUCAAAGAAGCCAAGGAGCAGCACCCUGACAUGUCAGUGACCAAGGUUGUUGUCCAUCAGGAGACUGAGAUAGCUGAGGAGUAACUCAGGAAUCUCACCCCACACCUUUUCCAGUCUUGGAGAAAACUAACAGAACAAUAAGGAAACUUCCUGCAGCAUUCAGGCUUUGGACUUUCAAGAUUUUUCUAAAAUCACUGAAAAUUCAUCUUCCUUUGAAUUUGGAGUUAAUGACGUGGGAUUCUUCUAGAUGCCACUGAGCCUUUGCCAUAGCUUUUUCUAGAUUGUGAUGUCAGAAACUGCCCAGCUUUUUACUCUAUGGACUGUUUUUUAGCUAAGCGGUGGUGAUUUUUUUCAGGGUGGCUUGCACUCUUCACUUUUUCAUACCUGUUUCUGACCCCAGGCACUGACCAUUCCAUGGGCUUUGCCACCUCGCAAGAACCUCAUCCACUGUGCUGGAGGAGAAAGCCAGGUUAUUUGGUCUCUGUUCUUUGUUGUACCCUCAUGGUGACAGACAUGGCUACAAAAACCAACUCUUCCCCUUCUGGAGCCAAUGAGUCCUUUUCAUCUGCCUGAUUGAAGCCUGGGGUAGUAGAGGCAUCUCCCCAGUGCCUGAUUGGAAGGGUGUUCCUCUGUGAGUAAUGGGCAGAGCGCCAAACGCACACCGUAACAGGCAGAGACUGCGGCUGCGAAUGUAGUGUUUUUCUCUCUAACACUCUUUUUUUUUUUCAAAAAGCUAUUUCAGUAGCUGUUUGGAGCAAAGAAACUGGAACUUCAAAUAUAUGAUACUGUGAAUUCUCAAGCACAUUCAUGGAACUGUCACCCACCUCCUUAACCUUUUGGUCCCUUCAGAAAUAGCCUUUCCCCUCCCUCUCCCAAUACAGUAGAUCAAACUUUAUGGACAGUAGUCUCAAGACAACAGCUGCUGACCCCCCAAGUGGACUGUGCAACAUCCACCCAGCAAGCACAAUCAGCAGAAGCGAAGCAUCAAAACGUCCUUGUUCUACCUAACGGCUUCAAGGAGAGACUAAGGGGGGCUUAAUGAGGUGUGAGAGGAAGGCUCUGUUUCUGACCACUCGAUGCUCCCAAGUACGACAGUGCUGAGAUUGGCUUUGAACUGUCGGAUUCUGCCAAGAAGCCUUCCUGAGGCAGCUUCACUGAUCUAGAAGUAUCAGAGUAGCCAGACCUGGCUGCUUCUCUUCUCCCCACUAGGGCCUACCCGUAGGAGUUGAUCCCUAAGCCAAGGCCCUUGUGGGCCUGGGACCUUUGUCUCCUUUCCCAGGGUUGUAGCAUGACCUGGGAAUCAGAGCAUGUCUUCCUUCCAUAAGUCUUGACUAUUUUCUACUUGAGUUUGAGGCUUUCUGGAUUUGGUUUUGAAGUGUUAGAACUAAUAUCCUCAGGAUUCAUGAUCACAGUGUUCCCCUGUGCCUGCCUCCCAGGCACCUGCCUAACCUAGCUCGGGGCUGUGGCCUACAAUUGAGGAUUUUCUCUCACAGUGACUGGUCUUCCCAUUGGCCUUCCUCUUUAGUCCCAAACAUAUCUUCCUGAGCCCUACCCUGGAAGGAGCAAGGGCUUCCUAGAAUGAGGACAAGGUGAGCUGCAAGGGGGAGGCAAGAAAGUCAGCAGUUUGUCCAAGCCACAGAGUGGCAUCACGCAGCUCACUCAUGUCAGCACCCUCCCCUCAGGCUGCCAUUCUGUGGCCUCCCUCCCCCAGAGCUUGUAAACCAGGAGUGGUGCCACAGCAGGCCAUGAGCGCCCACUUACUUUGGAAUCGAUCCCAGCUGGGGGAAAAGAGUGGACCUCGGUGAGCUAUCGGCUGAAGUGGUAUCCCCUUUGGGAAGGCAGGGCCCCCGCCCACCUGCUGCUUUAGUCACAAAGACCAACCCAGAAUGGAGCCAGUGAAAACACAGCCCCCAGUCAAAAAGGCAUACCAUGAGCCAUGGUAUAUAGCAGCAAAGCCCACAAUUCCCAAGAGGAAGCUGAUCACUCACAGAAGGGGGGCGAGGCUCAGACAAGCAUUUGUCACAUAGGGAACCAGGCCAGAGGGAGUGGAAGGCUCAUUGUAAGCCCAUCACCAUCAGGAGGGAAAAUACCACAAAGCAUCUCUUUCUAUGGAGGAGAAGCCAGCAGUAUUAUCUUCACAUAUGAAGGAUACAGCAAAGAGUUGAGAAUAUCAUGAAACGUGCCAGUGGAGCCCAGAAAGUUUGGUGUAAGGCUACAUUUUUUGGCAAGAGUGAGGACUGAGGUUUACUGAAAAGUUGUCCCAGAGCAGAGUGACGUGACUUUUAAAGCAUGAACAUGGUUGAGCCGAGUCCUCAUCCCAACUUCAUCCCUCCUUGACUCAUACAAACCAAGCCCCAGAGAAAUUAAAUGGAUCAUCUGUUGUCGCACAGCUAGUGAGUGGUGGCUCCAUCACCUGGCUCAGAAGGGGCUCACUCACUAGCUGUGUGGCCUUAGUCAAACAUUUUUCUCCCGUGGUCCUGUUCCCUCCUUCAAGCAUAGUGGGGGUCAUUUGGCCUGCAAUAUUCCCUGCCCCACAGCCUCUCUCUUCUCUCCUCCCCUUGACUUUAACCCGGCAGGAGAUGUUGAGACUAUUUGGAUUUUUCUCUGCCUAUCGUAUUUUACAUGUGAAAAGAACCAGAUGCAAAGGAGAUGGUGGGCUGCCCUGCCAGGGCACCAAGGGCAGGAGAAAUAUAUAGGGCAAGAUCAGAAAUCCUCCCAGGCUUAGGGACUUGGCAGGAACUUGACCAAAGCGACUCAGACACACCACAGACAACUUUCUCUACAGUUUUAUUCUCUUCCACCUCAAGAUGAGACUGCUGGGAUGGCUGUCUCACAGCUCGCCCUGUCAUCCCUAGCUGCGGGCUGUCCUGAGCUUCUGUUACAGCAUCUCAGGCCCACUCAGUAUCCAGUACAGUGGGACAUGGGGGAGAG